AUGGGACGUAACAAUGGCAUGUUUCGAUAUGCUGAUGGAGUGGACAAGCUGCUGAUGACUUUUGGGACGUUAGGUAGCAUUGGAGAUGGAUUGCAGAUUCCUCUAAUGAUGUUUAUGUUAAGCGAUGUCAUCAAUACUUACGGAAAUCCCAGUGGUGCACUCUCUUUCGAUACCGUUAAUGAGUUUGCACUCAGGCUACUCUAUGUUGCAAUUGGAGUUGGACUAUCUGCUUUUGUUGAGGGAUUGUGCUGGGCAAGAACAGCAGAAAGACAGACUUCCAGGAUGAGACUGGAGUACCUGAAAUCUGUGCUUAGGCAAGAUGUUGGUUUCUUUGACACACAAGCAGCAGAUUCUUCCACCACUUUUCAGGUUGUUACCACUAUCUCGGCAGACUCCAAUACGAUCCAAGUCACCAUAGGUGAAAAGAUACCCGAUUGCCUGGCUUACAUGGGGUCCUUCUUCUUCUGCCUCAUAUUUUCCUUCAUUUUGUCCUGGAAGAUUACACUUGCUGCUCUACCAUUAAGCCUCACCUUCAUUGUUCCUGGACUUGGAUUUGGGACAUUAAUGAUGAACGUUGGCAUGAAAAUGAUUGAGUCUUAUGGAGUUGCUGGUGGAAUCGCAGAACAAGCAAUUUCCUCAAUCAGAACUGUAUAUUCUUAUGUAGCAGAGAAUCAAACUCUUGUGAAGUUUAGCAAUGCGCUUGAAAACACUAUGCAACUAGGUAUAAAGCAAGGGUUUGCAAGAGGCUUGAUGCUGGGAAGCAUGGGAGGUAUUUAUAUUAGCUGGGCUUUCCAAGCUUGGGCUGGUUCCCUUCUAGUUAGCAAAAGGGGAGAGAAGGGUGGAGACGUUUUUGUUGCAGGAUUCAAUGUUCUCAUGGGAGGAUUAAAUAUUUUGACUGCACUUCCAAAUCUUACUGCCAUCACGGAAGCAAAGGCUGCUGCUAUUCGGAUUACUGAGAUGAUUGAUAGGCAGCCGACCAUUGAUAAUGAAGAUAAAAAGGGGAAAGCUUUAUCAUAUGUGAGAGGAGAAAUUGAGUUCAAAGGUGUCUAUUUUAGCUACCCUUCAAGGCCGGAUACACCCGUCCUACAAGGCCUGAAUCUUGUAUUCCCAGCAGGCAAAACAGUGGGACUUGUUGGGGGAAGUGGUUCUGGCAAGUCCACCAUUGUUUCCUUACUGCAAAGAUUUUAUGACCCUAUUGAAGGUGAAAUAUUUUUGGACGGAUACAAGAUAAAGAGACUUCAUCUUAAAUGGUUAAGAUCCCAAAUGGGUCUGGUUAAUCAAGAACCAGUCCUCUUUGCAACUUCCAUAAAAGAAAACAUCCUCUUUGGAAGGGAUGGAGCAUCUAUGGAAGACAUGCAAACAGCAGCCAAGGCUGCUAAUGCCCAUGACUUCAUUAUUAAAUUACCUGAUGCUUAUGACACUCAAGUAGGACAAUUUGGAGUUCAAUUAUCCGGAGGACAGAGGCAACGAAUAGCCAUAGCAAGGGCUUUGCUGAGGGAUCCAAAAAUUUUGCUGCUUGAUGAAGCUACAAGUGCAUUAGAUACACAGUCUGAAAAUAUUGUGCAGCAGGCCAUUGAUAAUGCAGCUAUGGGGAGGACUGCAAUCGUCAUAGCUCAUCGUCUCUCCACAAUUAGAAUGGCAGAUUGGAUUGUGGUUCUUCAAUCAGGGAAAGUAGUUGAAUCAGGCACCCACAAUGAGCUUAUGCAGAUGAAUGGCGAAAAUGGUGGGGAAUACUUUAGAAUGGUGCAGUUGCAGCAACAAACGAUGCAAAAUGAAGCUGACAAUAGCUUUAACUAUCAGAGUGACUGGAAGAGUCCGUACAAAAGGACUGUUCCUCCAAGUCCAUUGAGCGUCAGAUCAAGUGCACCAGGGACCCCAGCUCUCUAUGCUCUUAGUCCAGGCUUUUCGAGGAGUGCACCGUAUUCCACUCCUUACUCAAUCCAAUUUGAUGACUAUGACACUGAAGACGAAGAGUUUGACCACUCGGCUUCUCCUGCUCCUUCACAAUGGCGUUUGCUGAAAAUGAAUGCACCAGAGUGGGGCAGAGCCUUGCUUGGAUGCAUGGGGGCUAUAGGUUCUGGAGCUGUUCAACCGGUAAAUGCCUAUUGCGUGGGAGCGUUAAUAUCAGUUUACUUUCGACCUGAUAGACCUUCCAUCACAUCCCAUGCCAGAAACUACUCUUAUGUGUUUGUCGGCCUGGGAGUCUUCAACUUCUUUACCAAUGUCCUGCAACAUUAUAAUUUCGCUGUCAUGGGGGAAAAGUUAACCAAAAGAGUUAGGGAGAAGCUGCUUGAGAAACUUAUGACAUUCGAGAUCGGAUGGUUUGAUCGGGAUGAAAAUACUAGUGCUGCUAUAUGUGCACGUAUAUCAACCGAAGCUAACAUGGUUCGUUCCCUUGUAGGUGACCGAAUGUCGCUACUUGCCCAAGCAUUUUUUGGAGCUACUUUUGCUUAUGCACUAGGGCUAGUGCUAACUUGGAGGUUAGCCCUGGUGAUGAUGGCUGCUCAGCCAUUAGUGAUAGGAAGCUUCUAUGCUAGAAGUGUUUUGAUGAAAAGUAUGUCUGCAAAAGCUCAAAUUGCGCAGAAGGAAGGAAGCCAACUAGCAAGUGAAGCUGUUAUUAACCAUAGAACUAUUACGGCCUUCUCUUCUCAGAAAAAAAUUCUUGGGUUGUUCCAAGCAACAUUGGAGGGGCCACGGAAGGAGAGCAUCAGACAAUCCUGGUUUGCAGGUUUUGGCCUGUUUAGUUCUCAAUUUCUGGCAGCGGCUUCUACAGCUUUAGCAUUUUGGUACGGCGGAAGGCUGUUAACAAAUGGGCAAAUAUCUCCAGAGCGACUCUUUCAAGCAUUUUUGGCUCUGCUGUUCACUGCUUAUACCAUUGCAGAGGCAGGAAGUAUGACAAAAGAUAUAUCUAGAGGAAGCAAUGCUGUCCGCUCAGUUUUUGCAAUUCUAGACAGAAAGGCUGAGAUUGAUCCAAAUGAUUCACAGGGACAUGACGCAACCAAAACAAGUAUUAGGGGUCGAGUGGAGUUGAAGCAUGUACACUUUGCUUAUCUAUCAAGACCUGAGACAUUAAUCCUUAAGGGCUUGAGCCUCAAAAUCAGUGCAGGAACUACAGUAGCACUCGUUGGGCAAAGCGGAUGCGGCAAAUCAACAAUCCUUGGACUCAUUGAGAGAUUCUACGAUCCUCUUAAAGGUUCAGUAUGCAUUGAUGAAAGGGACAUAAAAGACUUCAAUUUGAGGACCUUGAGGACACAGAUUGCACUAGUCAGCCAAGAGCCAACCCUCUUCGCUGGAACUAUCUAUGAGAACAUUGCCUAUGGGAAGAAGGAUGCCAAGGAAUCUGAGAUAAGAAAGGCUGCAAUGCUUGCUAAUGCACAUGAGUUCAUAAGUGGGAUGAAGGAUGGAUACGAGACAUACUGUGGAGAAAGAGGGGUUCAGCUGUCUGGUGGUCAAAAACAGAGAAUAGCAUUAGCUCGGGCGAUAUUAAAGAAUCCCAGAAUCCUACUAUUGGAUGAAGCAACCAGUGCUCUUGACAGUGUAUCAGAGAGCUUAGUUCAAGAAGCACUGGAGAGAAUGACGGCCAGAAGAACAUGCAUUGUUGUGGCUCAUCGUUUAUCCACAAUACAGAAAGCAAAUUCGAUUGUGGUGAUCAAGGAUGGAAAGGUUGCAGAGGAAGGUUCACAUUCUGAUCUUCUUUCGUUAGGACGUAAUGGCGCCUACUAUGCCCUUGUAAAAACACCGGGAAGCAACUCUCCUUACCGGUGA
Molecule: messenger RNA, 3765 nt
Organism: Coffea eugenioides
Lineage: Eukaryota; Viridiplantae; Streptophyta; Magnoliopsida; Gentianales; Rubiaceae
Product: putative multidrug resistance protein
Exons: 7
Coding region: 1-3765 (1254 amino acids)
Biological process (GO): transmembrane transport
Cellular component (GO): membrane
Molecular function (GO): ATP hydrolysis activity; ABC-type transporter activity; ATP binding
Source: RefSeq, a predicted model, not a curated record